GUGAGUGAGUGCGUGAGUGAGUGAGUGAGUGAGAGUGGGAGGACCUGGAGCAGCAGCUCUACUCUGGCACUGAGGAGACUGAUGAACAUUAACAGGACUGAGGACAGCGCUUGCACAUCUCUUCAACAGUAGUUUUAUUUUUCAGAUUGUUCAUGUGUGAUGGCUAUCAUGCCACCUGUUGAUGUGGGAGUUUGGAUUCUUAUCCUGGUGACAGCAUCUUUGGCAAACGCAGGUUCCUCAUGGAGCGCAGCUGUGAGCCAGGGGGAGGAGGUGGAGGGGACGCCCCAUGAAGUGGAGCCCUGCUCUACCUGUGGCCUCCAGGGGCCCCCCAGACGCUUCAAGAGAUGCACAUGUUACACUUACAAAGACAAGGAGUGUGUGUAUUACUGCCACCUGGACAUCAUCUGGAUCCACUCACCAGAGCACACUGUCCCAUACGGUCUGUCCAGCUACCAGGCGCCCCAACGUGAGCGGCGCUCUGCUGGGACUGAGCGGGGGGGCAGGGCCCAGCGCUGUGUCUGCACACAGCAAACUGACUCCGACUGCAGCCGCUUCUGCGUGAACAGGCGGAGGCCCCCCAGAGCAGAGUCUGGAGCUGACAGGAGGAACGCUGCGCUGCACAGGAGGCCUGUGAUCACAUGACGUCUCAGUGACAUCAUCACCACCUGUCCUGCAGGCAGCCCUGACCUGCUGCUUUCUAUCCGGCUGAGAGGAAGAAUGGUGAAGGAGAUGCACAAACUGAAAGUGAGGACAGCAGCUCUGCACAUUUCUCCUCAGGGUUCUUCUAACAUCCUGUCACAACGUAGGAUGGUCAAACAUGAAAGACUUUGGUGAAGCUCACAUGUUCAGGAUUUGUGAAGUGGAGGCCACAUCAUGUUCAAAUAUCAGAGGGAAUGUGAUCUCACAGCCGUGUCCCUCCACAGGGACUUCUUCGGCCACAGCCAGUCACUCAGCUUUAUGUUUCAAAAUUCAAAAAUGGUCACAGUCACGGAAACAACCCGUACAUUUUAUAUUAGCUUGUUACCUUUUGAGGGGAGUUAUUUCAGCAGUAAUUGUGGAAAGCAUUUGCAUGAACUACUUUACUUUGCUAUGAUUUUUUGGAGGAAAUGGAACUUGUGUUAAGCUGUAUCCAAGGAUUGUGAAAUAAAAAUGAAAUGUGUUUUAAGAUAUAUAGGCAAUACAUAAUUAUAUUAUGUAGUUUGAAUGUGUAUAAAAAACGUUGUAUAUAGAAUUAUAUUGUAGAUGUGAUCACAGAAAUGAUGUUAAGAAUGAGAACUAUAACUUUGUGGUAAGAUGGCAGUAGAUCAAUAUCAUCAUGUAUGUGUAAUGUUCAUAAAUUGUAUCUGUUGGGGAAAUAUUUCCCAAGGCCCAUAACUUUGACCCAGUUGAUCA
Molecule: messenger RNA, 1392 nt
Organism: Trematomus bernacchii (emerald rockcod)
Lineage: Eukaryota; Metazoa; Chordata; Actinopteri; Perciformes; Nototheniidae
Product: endothelin-3
Exons: 4
Coding region: 160-642 (160 amino acids)
Biological process (GO): regulation of vasoconstriction; regulation of systemic arterial blood pressure by endothelin; intracellular calcium ion homeostasis
Cellular component (GO): extracellular region
Molecular function (GO): endothelin B receptor binding; hormone activity
Source: RefSeq, a predicted model, not a curated record